Molecule: messenger RNA, 540 nt
Organism: Pieris rapae (cabbage white)
Lineage: Eukaryota; Metazoa; Arthropoda; Insecta; Lepidoptera; Pieridae
Product: UPF0729 protein AAEL015238
Exons: 1
Coding region: 225-485 (86 amino acids)
Source: RefSeq, a predicted model, not a curated record
AACUCGAUGGGUACUUCAUACUUGUCAUUCACUUCUAAUUUCGAUUUUCGGUCACAAUUGAAAAUUUAGAAAACUCUAAAAAAUAUAAAUUUCAUUUCAUAAACUUAUUAACGUCACAACCGAAACGGGCUUCGUAAUUAUCUCUAUAAAUUUAUUUCAUAUAUAUAUUAGAACGCGACGAAAGGGAAUUCAGAACCCAGUUGAAAGUAUAUAAUUCAAGUAAAAUGGUUUGUGUCCCAUGUUUCAUCGUUCCAGUUCUGCUAUUCCUAUGGCACAAGUUUAUUCAGCCUUACGUUUUACGUUUUUGGAACCCAUGGGCUGUUAAAGAUGCGGAUGGAAAUACGACAACUGAAUUCCCAUUUAAGUGUGAAGGUGGUGUUUGUGCGUUUAAGAAAAAUAAAGUUGCUGACAAUGUUGACAAGGUUCCUACUGCCAACGUAUCCAAAAUUGAAAAAUCUCCAGAUGUAAGGUUUAAGUCAGAUUAAAAAUAACUGUGAUAAUUUAUUAUUUAUACUAAAUAAAAUGUCAGACCAUUCAGCA